AUGACUAAUGUGACACCAUCAAAUGGUAAAUAUAAAAUUUCCCGAAGAGGGCGGAAGCUCCAAGUCUCUGAUGACCAGCGGACCCUGGUGGCUUUGCCAAAGGAUGUUCCUGAACGGACUUGGGCCGAAAUCCUUCAAAAAGAGGAGAACGACCUGAUAGUCUUCGACAUCAGGGAGGAGAUCCUGGAGAACGCACUAAAGAUUGGCUACGAGAAAUAUAUGGACAAACAAGUCGCCGUCUUCACCGUGCACUGCGCCACUGAGGCCUGGCUGAAACUCAUAGACUGGCACUUUUACCGCCACGAUCCUGGCGAAGAUUCCAGCGCCCAUCCUGCAUGCUACAUCCCAAAACGCGAGGAGUCUUGGAUCCCAGAUGAAAUCCCAGAUCCUUCCCCAAAGGACACGUGGAGCAGACAGGAACUGGCCGUAGUAGAAGAUACGCCUGAGCCAGUGAUACAGAAGUGGCCCAGCUCAUCUUCACUGGAUAUGCCCGUCAUUGAAGAAAUACCUUCGGAAUAUUGGUUCCCUGGCAAGAUCAACAUACCAUCGGCAUUGCCCAAGGGACCCAAGAAAGAACGACGUGAGAAAACAGAGAGCUACGAGGAGUCUACCACCGUGAGCCAGCCCACGUCGGAGGAGUUCUUGAAUACGGAGAGCGAAGUGCUGCAGAAGGUGACCGACUACAGCACCGAGGAAUUCACCGAAAAGGAGUCAUCGUUCGGUGCUCUGAAGACCACGACGCCGGUGGACGGGUCGCUGCACGGCGCUGGCGACUCCACCGUCGUGCGGCCCAAGAGGCGUCUCACGGAGAAGAGCAAGAGCUUCAUGAAGCCGGGAGGCCGAUCGAAAGCAACGUUGCCUCCAAUCGACACUGGAGACUCGCGCUCUCGCAUCAGCAUCAUUUCCGACUGUCGCCUAAGAAAUCUCAGAUUAGACACCCAGUACGAAAUAACAUCGGAAAAGGUGGACACCCCACCUGGAGAGAUUGUCAAGAGGAAGUAAUUAGUAUUUAAUAAUUACAAAUUUACGAAAAAUUUACAAUGUAGUUAGCUACUUAUUUAUUAGAAGUUGAUUCCAAGGAUCCUAGUGUAAUAGAGGGUUAAAUUAUUUACGAAUUUGUUUAUUGUACUUAUUUUAAUACAUUUGGCUUAUAAGGUUUA
Helicoverpa zea (corn earworm) is the source of this 1160-nucleotide messenger RNA. RefSeq lists its product as uncharacterized. The transcript has 8 exons. NCBI's taxonomy places the organism in Eukaryota, Metazoa, Arthropoda, Insecta, Lepidoptera, Noctuidae. The record is from RefSeq and is a predicted model, not a curated record. Bases 1 to 1002 code for a protein of 333 amino acids.